UCCCCUUAUCUGUAUCCUCUCUUUUUGAUGAAAAACUCCUCCACAAAUAAACCAGGUCCUUUUUAUUUAUUUAUUUUAUUUUAUUUUAUUUAAAGGUAUGUUAUCCCUCAUUUAGACCCUCGUGUUCCAACUUCCAAAGCUUCUUCCCGAAGGAAUUCCCCUCAAAUAAAACCCAUGCUUUAAAAAUUAAGCAAAACGAGGAAGGUGAAUUAAUGUGCCACCGUUUGAAAAGUCGUCUCUUCACCUACACGCUUCCAUUCACCUCCAAGACGCUUCCCUACUUUCUCACUACACUACUACGUUCGUCACCUCUCUCUACCCAACAACCCAAUAUUGUUUGCACCCCACAUUCUAAUUUACGUUUCGAUAACUGAUAAUCCAUCUGCCUCUAUCAUUAGUUUAACAAGCAGCUUUAAAGGGUCCUGAAGUCAUAAGGGUUUUAAAAUUUCAACUGGAAAUAAAUCUAUAAUCUGAAACCUCUCUGUUAUAAGGACUCCCCCGUAUAUUCAUCAUCAACAAAGAUCCUCUUGUAUCCAGAUCAUUUUACAUGGAAAGCUGCCAAGAAAAUGUGGUCACCCAGACAAUCAGAGAGGUCAAUAGGCCGAAUAGUUAUUGCACAUCCGAGCGAAGGUGAAAGAUAUUACCUUAGGAUUCUGUUGUCAAAAAUCCGUUGUCCUAAAUCAUAUGAUGAUUUGAAAUUUUUUAAUGGACUCAAAGUUGCCACGUUUCGAGAAUCGGCGUUGCUCCGUGGAUAUUUGAUUGAUGACAAUAGUCAACAGUUGUGUUUGCAGGAGGCAUCCAUUUUCCAUAUGCCAUAUGAGUUACGAAGACUAUUUGCAACCAUCCUUGUUUACACGUGUCCAAAUAAUCCCCGCCAACUGUGGUCAUCUUUUGAAGACAUGAUGUUGGAAGAUCUUGUAAAUUCCAACAAAUACACACAUAGAGAGGCGAGAAAGCAUGCGCUACAACAGGUUGAUUUCUUCCUUCAAUCAAUUGGAAGGCAGCUUCAUGAAUUUGAUGUGCUACCCCAUGAUUUUUCGUACAAUGAUUUACAGGAUGAAACAAGAGAUAUUAGAGCAGAAAAAAGUAUAAUUGUAUCUGAGGCUGAUUUGAGAGCAAUAGAAAACUUGAAUGAAAAACAGAGAAUAGCAUUCAAUGAAAUUAUUGAAAGAGUCAACUGUAAGAAAAGUGGAGCAUCUUUUAUAGAUGGACCAGGAGGUACAGGAAAAACUUUUUUGUAUAGAGCAUUGUUGGCAAAGAUUAGAUCACAAGGUGACAUUGCUCUAGCUACUGCCACAUCCGGUAUCGCUGCAUCACUUCUUCCUGGAGGCAGGACAGCUCAUUCAAGAUUUAAAAUUCCACUUGAUUUGGCAGAAGGAUCAACCUGUAGAAUUAGUAAACGAUGUUCCUUAGCGACUUUGAUCAAGAGCUCCAACCUAAUAAUAUGGGAUGAAGCUCCAAUGGCGAAACGUUCAGCAGUUGAAGCUUUAGAUGACUUGCUACGGGAUCUUAUGGACUCAACAGAAAUUUUUGGAGGGAAAGUAGUUGUUCUUGGUGGAGACUUUAGGCAAACACUUCCAGUAGUACGGAAAGGAACUAGAUCUGAAACGAUUGCUGCUUGCCUUACAAACUCUCCGCUAUGGCGAUCACUCUCUCAGUUACGGUUAGAAGAAAACAUGAGAGCGUUACUAGAUCCAAUGUUUACUGAUUUUCUUCUGAGAAUAGGUGAUGGCAAAGAAAAUUCUGAUGACAAUGAUCUUGUAAGUAUACCCUCACGUUGGUUGAGAACAAUGAUAACAUCGAUGGUUUAAACGUCCUUAUUAAACAUGUCUAUCCAAAUUUAUCUGUAAAUUCAAUACACAACCCUUUGAACUUGAAUCGAGCAAUUCUAACUACAAAAAACAUUUUUGUUGAUGAAAUCAAUGAUAUUUUGAUAAAGAAAUUUCCAGGAGAAGAAGUAGAGUAUAAUAGUUUUGAUGAAACACUCGAUCCAAACGACCAAGCUCAUUAUGAGGAUCUUUUGCAUAGUUUGACUCCUAAUGGCAUGCCACCGCAUAAACUUAUUUUGAAGCAUAAAACCCCUAUCAUUCUUUUGAGAAACAUGAAUCCUACAGAGGGACUAUGUAAUGGCACCAGGCUAUUUUGCAAAGAUUUUAACAGGAACGUGAUACGUGCAGAGAUAGCUUUUGGAGAUUUUGCUGGAAAUGAAGUUUUCAUUCACAGAAUCCCUUUGCAGCCAACAACUGGUGAUGAAUACACUAUACCAUUUAAGAGAAUUCAGUUUCCAAUCAGGCUAUGCUUUGCAAUGACUAUUAACAAAGCACAAGGGCAAACAUUAGAUUUUGUGGGCGUGUACCUGAAAGAACCUGUUUUUUCCCAUGGCCAGCUCUAUGUAGCCCUAUCCCGAUCCAAAAAAAUUGAAAAUGUGAAAGUCCUUAUCAAACAAAAUAAUUCUUCUACAGAGACAAUAAAAACAAAAAAUAUCGUUUAUACGGAAGUAUUGGAACAUGCCAAACACCUUCACAACUAAAACACCUCAAAUUAAAGUUGUCCUGUUAAUAUAGAUUUCAGAUUUCUCGACAAAAAUGAUGCCUACAAAUCGCUAUCAGAACCUACUUACAUUGUAAAAAACAACAUCAACUCCUCCUCACAACACGUGGCCUCUCCUAUUUCCAAGUUCCUUCUCUUGCUGCCACCUUCAUCAGCUUUCUGAACUUGUACUUCUAGAAACCCACUUUUAAAAACCCAGGUACUUUGUUGUCUCAAUUAAAUCAUGUACAUUUGAAUUAUCCGGUCUUCUGCCUCUUCUUUUCGAUCUACAUACCAGGUAUUUAUCUUUUCUUUAACAUCAUCUGUCGCACAGAUGAAUGCAUGUUUCUUUGUAUUAGUUUUUUUUACUCCUUCCCUGCAAAAAACAUCGCACAGAUGAAUGCAUGCAUGUUUCUUAGUAUUAGUAUUUUUACCCCUGCAAAAAACAUUGCACGUUUAGCUUUAUACUUCCAUACAACAUUUACUUUUCAAAUUUUUUAUGCAUGUCGAUUUCUGGUCGCUUCUUUCCCGUUUAUUUCACCUCGGUUUGCAAAACGACUUUUUUUAUCUUUUGUAAACCAAAAAUUCUUUUCAUCUACUCUCAAAGAAACAAUGGACAAUGUGCUUUCUACCCAAAUUUCUGGUUCAAAGUUUUUUUUUUUUACCAAAACUAACAAAUGGACAAUGUGCUUCUUUGCAAUUUACAUACAGAUAUUUAUCUUUUCUUUAACAGUAUCGAUCGCACAGAUGAAUGCAUGUCUAUUAGUAUUAGUUUUUUCACCCCUUCCUUGAAAAAACAAAUGCACACUUAGCUUUAUACUUCCAUUCAACAUUUACUUUUCUAAUUUUUUUUAUGCAUGUCGAUUUCUGGUCGCUUCUUUCCCGUUUAUUUCACCCCAGUUCACAACACGAUUUUUUUUUUAAUUAUCUUUUGUAACCAAAAAAUCUUUUCAUCUACUCAUAAAGAAACAAUGGACAAUGUGCUUUCUACCAAAUUUCUGGUUCAAAGGUUUUUACCAAAACGAACACUUUUGCGUAUAUUUCUUCUUUUUUUUGCUGUAAAUAAAAAAUCCGUCCCACUUUAUAACGGUUUUCAUUUUUUUCUCAACAUUACGUUUUUAGCAAUGCAUCUAAAUUUUUAAGGUUCUAACCUAGCAAUUUCAUGAGGUUUAUCUUCUUAAUGUUGCUUAUGAAACUGCCUAAUUCGUUAAACUCCGUGUUUCUUAUCGUUUUUACCUUUUCUGGAUGUAACUAUCUACGUUUCUUACGGUUUCAUGUGCUAUUUCACUCUUGCAUGGGUAUGUGCAUCUCAUAUGGAACGAUUUCACUAACACCUGACAUCAGCUAGACGAUAUAAUUAGUUUGAGUUGUAUUAGGUAGAAACAAACUUCAUCUUCAUUCGUGAAACAACAUGCAGGCAAGUACUAUGGAUAGAGAUCAGUGGCAAAUCUUGGACAUCACCCCACACCUGAAGAAAAAAUGGACAGUGCUUAUACAAGUUUUAGAACCUGGGCACAAAGAAGAUAGCAAAGUUGGCGGCAAAUUCAGAAAGCUCUUACUCGUUGACUCUCAAGGGACACAAGUCACUGGCAUGAUCUAUACCAAUCAUGUCAAGUUUUUUUAGAACAGUUUGAUGGCAUAUAAACGCUACCAUGUAUCAAAUGCUGUCCUAAAGGCAACGAAACCUAAAUUUCGUCUCAGUUCAUAUGUCUACUCAUGGACAUUCAACACUAACACACUUGUUGAAGAAUACCCAGAAUCUGUUCCACCUCCAUUACAAUGUCAAUUCCAGUUUACCCCUUUUAGUGAAUUGCACAAACAUGCUGAAACUGAAACUUACCAAUGUGUCAGAGGUGUUGUUAUCAAAUGCUUCCCGACUGAUGUAAUAUCUCAAGAACCAGAUCUGAAAACAAAAAAAGAUGUGAUUAUCGUCAAUGAAGAAAAAAAACCAGUCAUACUUUCUUUGUGGAACUCAAUUGAGAAGAAUGAAGGUCGUUUGCUGGAUCAAAUAUGUGAGACGGGACCACUAAUAUUUGCUAUGCGUGUCAAAGUGACUACCUUUAACGGUCUAUCAUUAAGCACGAGAAUGGGCUCUGCAAUCAUGAUUAAUCCACCUGUGACAGAAGAUCUUCAGCUGCAGAAAUGGUACAACAAGAACAAAACAGAACUUAAGGAAUUACUUCAAAAGAAAGCGUACAAAGACACUGAGAUUUUACUUCCAUAUCCAGAAGAGAAAGACAUAGUUCCUAUCGCUAAAGCAAUCGCAAACUUCAAAUAUCGGAAAGCAACAUGGAUAAGAGGCAGGCUGCGUUUACCAACCCAAGAUAGAAGCUUCUCACACACAGCAUGUUCAAAUUGCUUAAAAUCAGUUGAAGCAGACAUGAACUGGAAAAUCAAAUGCCAAUCAUGUAAAAUGGACUCCGAGAUACAAGUAAUCUUGAGAGCUACAGUUGAUAUUGAUGAUGGAACUGCAUCAAUUCGUGUAUGUAUAUCAAACCCAGACAUCCAAAAGCUCAUUCCAUUUACACCAAAUGCAGUGAAGGAGGCUGAAGAUAGUGGAAAGGAUAUGCACGAUUUAAUAGCAGCAUCCAUUCAAACCAUGUCAGUUGUUGGAUUCAUACGUUCAUAUGAGACAACAUACAACCAACAAUCUACCACAAGAAUUAGUAUUGUUAAAGCACACAAGGUCACAAACAAUGCAUCUCUGGCAUCAACUGUUGCUGCAGAAACAUAGGGUUCCAAACAGCCACACACCCUCGGUCAAGGAACAUCCAAAGAAGAGGCGACACAAACCCACACAUCCAACAACACAUACCCAGCAGCCAUUGGUAAUGAAGCAACACAAGAACUGAAACACCCACCAACAGUUAGUGAAGGAACAAGCAAAGGAGAGCCCCCAAGUGAAGGAGCACUUAAACGAAAGCAUCCACAAUCUGAAGCAUACAAGGAGACAGAAAGUUUGGAUGGUAAAACACCAAGGGAAACCAAGAAGAUUAAAUAAACAUGGAAGGAAGAACUCAUGUCCCAAGUCUUUUGCGUUUUGAAAAUCCAUCGUAACUAUGCAGCAAAAAUCGCUGAUGGCGGACCAUCCUUGAAGAUUGGAAUUCGCAAGAUCUUUACUUUUUUGUAAAUCGCUUCAAUUGUUUGUCUUUUGAAAUGUACAUGCAUGUGAAGCAUUAUGUUGUCUAGAAACAUCAGACCUGUAAAGGCCAUCCUUCAAACUAGGAUCUCGCAACACCUUUUGUUUAAUUAUGUAAACCGCUUCAACUGUUUAAGUGUUUGAAAUAUAGCUGUGAAGCAAUAUGUUGUGUACAAACAUCAUAUCUGCAAAUAAACUGUGCUACU
This is a messenger RNA of Lactuca sativa (garden lettuce), 5874 nucleotides long. The record is from RefSeq and is a predicted model, not a curated record. Lineage: Eukaryota; Viridiplantae; Streptophyta; Magnoliopsida; Asterales; Asteraceae.